AUGGCCACGACUGUCAUUGUGGGUAGCGGCAUCAUCGGCCUUUCAACGGCUUACUACCUCUGCCGCCAGCAACCCGCCUCGUCCAUCCACCUCGUAGACCCGUCCCCGCGGCUCUUCGCUUCGGCGUCGGGGUAUGCGGGCGGCUUCGUCGCGCGGGACUGGUUUGACCCUAGACUCGCCGCGCUGGGGGCCUUGAGCUAUGAGGAGCAUGGUAAGUUGGCAAGUGAGCACGAGGGCGCGGAGAGAUGGGGCUACACGAGGUGCGUGACGGUGGGCUACGAGCCGCGGAGCAAGACGAGGGCGAGUGGCCGGGAUGAUGAUGGAGAGGGGCAGGGCGACUGGCUGCGUGAAGGGAUGAGCAGGUCGGGCGUCGCAGGUGGCUCAAAGGGCUGGAGGGGUCAGGCGCCUCCGUGGUUAAGGAUGAGGGAGGGAGAUGCGGUGACUGUUAUGGAUGGCGGCGACGGGACGGCUCUGGUGGAUCCCUUGAAGCUAUGCGGAUUCCUCCUUGAGCACGUCAAAGCAGCCGGCGUUCAUGUCCACCACCCAGCCACAGUCCUCUCCAUCCAUAGAGACGUCCGAGACGAGCUCGCAAGCGUCACAAUCAGGUACACCGACUCCUCCGCCGAGACCGAAACCCCCGCCACGCGUCUCCUGCUCUGCGCCGGCGCCUGGACGCCGCAGAUUAUGUCGUCACUGUUCCCGCUGGCCGGUUCGCCGGUCCGCAUCGACCCACUGGCCGGUCACUCGUUGGUCGUGCGCACGCCCGGGUUUAAGCUCGGCGACGAGUCGCACUCGGUGUUCUGCACGCUCCGCGACGCAGGUCUCGCGCCGGAGCUGUUUGCACGCGCAAACGGCGUCAUCUACCUCUCAGGCGUGAACUCGUCGAACACGCCGCUAUCGGCCCUGGCGACGGACGCGCAGCCAGAUGAGGUGUCGCUGGCGAAGCUGAAAGACAUAGCUAGGCGGCUCAUUGCCCUGCCGCCGGGUGAGAAGCAGGAGCUCGAAGUUGUGCGAGCGGGACUGUGUUUCCGGCCGGUCACGGAGCGGGGAGUGCCGUACGUCACGCGCUUAAAGGACGAGCAGCUGGGCAUCAAGACCCGCGGGGGCGGCGAGGGAGGCGUAUGA
Molecule: messenger RNA, 1125 nt
Organism: Purpureocillium lilacinum
Lineage: Eukaryota; Fungi; Ascomycota; Sordariomycetes; Hypocreales; Ophiocordycipitaceae
Source: RefSeq, a predicted model, not a curated record